UAUUAAUGCUAAUAAUAAUCAUUUCUGCAGAGGACAACCAGCCCUACCAGUCGAUACCGUGCAACGACCAUAAGAUCACCAGCGCUGCGUGGGGGCCUCUGGGAGAGUACGUCAUCGCAGGACAUGAGAACGGAGAGUUCAACCAGUUCAGCGCCAAGGAUGGAGAGAUCCUGAAGAAGGCCAAGGAGCACACCAAGCAGAUCAACGACCUCCAGACGUCAUUGGACCUCACCAUGUUCAUCAGCGCCUCCAAGGACAACACCGCCAAGCUGUUUGACUCCGCUACUAUGGAUCACAUCAAGACCUUUAGGACGGAGAGACCCGUCAACUCUGCUGCCAUCUCCCCCAUCAUGGAUCACGUGGUGAUGGGAGGUGGACAGGAGGCCAUGGAGGUCACCACGACCUCCACCAGGAUCGGAAAGUUUGAGGCCAGGUUCUUCCAUGCUUGCUAUGAAGAGGAGUUCGGCAGAGUCAAGGGUCAUUUCGGACCCAUUAACUGUGUGGCGUUCCACCCUGAUGGAAAGAGGUGAGA
Messenger RNA from Notothenia coriiceps (black rockcod), 532 nucleotides. RefSeq names its product eukaryotic translation initiation factor 3, subunit I (gene eif3i). The transcript is spliced from 5 exons. Bases 6 to 530 code for a protein of 174 amino acids. Gene Ontology annotation, biological process: cytoplasmic translational initiation. Gene Ontology annotation, cellular component: eukaryotic translation initiation factor 3 complex, eIF3m; cytoplasm. Lineage: Eukaryota; Metazoa; Chordata; Actinopteri; Perciformes; Nototheniidae. The record is from RefSeq and is a predicted model, not a curated record. Gene Ontology annotation, molecular function: protein binding; RNA binding; translation initiation factor activity.